AUACUUGUUGGCCCUCCCAGGCUAGACUUCGUGGCUUGUGAUUGCUGCUGGCAGACUGGAUUUGGGCAGAAGGACUCCUGCCUCAUCAGACAGACGUGGCCCCUGCUAGUGCUCCGUGAUGGGCGUGAGAGGUCUGCAGGGAUUCGUGGGCAGCACGUGCCCACAUAUAUGCACAGUGGUGAACUUCAGAGAGCUGGCAGAGCACCACCGUAGCAGGCACCCUGGCUGCCCCCCGACCAUCGUGGUGGAUGCCAUGUGCUGCCUCCGGUACUGGUACACGCCUGAGUCCUGGAUCUGUGGUGGCCAGUGGAGAGAAUACUACUCUGCUCUGAGGGAGUUUGUGAGGACUUUCACUGCUGUCGGCAUCAAACUGAUUUUCUUCUUUGACGGCAUGGUAGAGCAAGAUAAGAGAGAGGAAUGGGUGAAGCGGAGACUCAAGAAUAACAGGGAGAUAGCUCGGAUUUUCCAUUACAUCAGGUCUCACAGGCAGCAGCCCGGCAGAAAUAUGUUCUUCAUACCCUCAGGACUGGCCAUAUUCACACGGUUCGCUUUGAAGUCUCUGGGUCAGGAGACGCUGUGCUCGCUGCAGGAGGCUGACUAUGAGGUGGCGUCCUAUGGCCUCCAGAAUAACUGCCUGGGUAUUCUCGGGGAGGACACCGACUACUUGAUCUAUGACACCUGCCCCUACUUCUCCAUCAGCGAGCUGUCCCUGGACACUCUGGAGACGGUCAUGCUCUGCAGAGACAAGCUCUGCGAGAGCCUGGCCCUGCGCCGGACCGACCUUCCUCUGCUGGCCUGCCUGCUCGGCAACGACAUCGUCCCUGAAGGCGUGUUCGAGAGCUUCCGCUACCGAUGCCUGUCUUCCUACACGGCGGUCCGUGAGGACGUCGACCGCAGAGGCAGCGUCAUCUUGGCGGUGGCAGACCACAUCGCUCAAGUUCUCCAUCUGCACCAGGGCGAGAAAAAGCUGGAAGAGAUGCUUCCACUGGGACAGAACAAAGCUCUUUUUUAUAAGGGACUGGCAUCUUAUCUUUUGCCGGGGCAGGAAUCCCCAUGGCUUUUCCAAAAACCUGAAGAUGUGAUAACUUUGGGCAAAGAGGUAGUCCCCUUGUACGCACACCCAGAGUCCAGCAAGCAGGAAAGCUCUGAGUGCCACCGGCAAGAAGUGCCCAUGUGUGUGGGUUCUGGAUGCAGUCAGGGUUCCUUGGGAGCAGUCUCUGAGCCUCAGCAAGAAGUUUCUCUGCCUGUGUACUCUGAAUCCAAGCAAGAAUCACCUUUAGAUGCAGAACCUGAGUUUGGGCUAGAAGCUGAAACUAAACAUGAAGACUUUGUGAGUAUGGAGCUUGAGAGCCAGCCCCGAGUCACCAUGGUGUCAGACCCUGAAAUCUUAAAGGUUGCGCGAACACAGCACGUGCAGGCAGAGAGCUACCUGGUGUACAACGUGAUGACGAGCGGGGAGAUUGAGUGCAGCAACACCCUGGAGGACGCCCUGGACCAGGCGCUGCCCAGCCAGGCCUUCGUGUACCGCCCCGUGAGGCAACGCGUGUACUCGCUGCUCCUGGGCCACAGCGCUGAUGGCGCUGAUGCCUGCCCCACCGUCAAGGAGUGGUUUGUGUAUGCUGGGAACCCCCUGCAGCAGCCGGACCUCGUCAGGCCACUGCAGCUGAACAUGCCAGGAGGAACACCUAGUUUGAAACGCUUGUGGCUGAACCAAGAGCCUGAAGUACAAGCCCAGCGCUUGGAUGCUCUGCUGGCCUGUUUCGACCUGUCGUCCGCUAGAGAGGAGCUGCAGGAGGUGGAAGACCCCUUUAAAGCACUCUGCUGCCUCUUGACCUACCUGUUUGUGCAGGUGGACACCCUCUGCAUGGAGGACCUCCACACGUUCAUUGCUCAAGCCCUGUGUCUCCAAGGGAAACCUACCGUGCAGCUCAUGGACUUGGAGCUUGACUACAUCGACUCCAGAGCCGUGCAGCUCGGCUCACUCUUCGUCCGCGGCCUCACCACCCUGGUGCUGGUCAACAGCGCCUGUGGCUUUCCCUGGAGCAUGAGCGACUUCAUGCCCUGGAACGUGUUUGACGGGAAGCUCUUCCACCAGAAGUACCUGCUGUCGGAGACAGGGCACAGUGUGGAGGCCCUUGUGGAACAGAACGGAGGUGGGAGCGAGAGGGCUCCAGUUCCCACAGGACAAGUUCCGGGCACAGCCGGUCUGGCCAAGGACAGCACUGGAGAGACCAGGCAUCAGGAAGUCGAUCAUAUGAGCCUGACCAGUGGAGAAGGUAUUCCUCAUCGUCUGGGUGGUCCAACUAAUGCGUGCCGUAGGGGCAGCCAUUCUUGGUCAGCCAGGUCAGUAUGUGUUGCUCUGUGUUGCCGACAUAGACGUGAGUACACACUGAGAUUGAAGGGUUCGAGACGAAGACUCCGGGCCUCUAAGGAGCACAGAUGGACAGCACCCUGCAUCCCCACACCCUUUGGCAAGAGGGCGUGGGCGUCCGCCCUGCCAGGCACCGAUGUGUUUCACUUGCCAACUCUGAGUUUUUGGACCAUGUGUGUCUCACUGGGGGUACCCCAUUGUAAGGGGACCCACAGGUUCAUGUCACCAUUUGCUCCAACCGGGAAUCCAUCCAGGUUACCCUGAUUCAAAGAAGGGAGC
Messenger RNA from Sorex fumeus (smoky shrew), 2650 nucleotides. RefSeq names its product family with sequence similarity 120 member B (gene FAM120B). The coding region runs from base 119 to 2635 and encodes 838 amino acids. NCBI's taxonomy places the organism in Eukaryota, Metazoa, Chordata, Mammalia, Eulipotyphla, Soricidae. Gene Ontology annotation, cellular component: nucleus. The transcript has 10 exons. The record is from RefSeq and is a predicted model, not a curated record.